This is a messenger RNA of Neoarius graeffei (lesser salmon catfish), 2111 nucleotides long. RefSeq names its product C-C chemokine receptor type 4-like. The record is from RefSeq and is a predicted model, not a curated record. The transcript has 3 exons. Gene Ontology annotation, molecular function: chemokine receptor activity. NCBI's taxonomy places the organism in Eukaryota, Metazoa, Chordata, Actinopteri, Siluriformes, Ariidae. Gene Ontology annotation, cellular component: membrane. The coding region runs from base 79 to 1146 and encodes 355 amino acids. Gene Ontology annotation, biological process: immune response; G protein-coupled receptor signaling pathway; chemotaxis.
GCAUCUCAUUUCAGUUUUGACUCUGAGCUGCAAAGGACUAUUAUUGAGUUUUCAUAAUUGUUUAGUGUUUGAUGCUGAAUGGCAACAGUGUGGAACAGCACUAGUCCUGAUUGGAAGGACCAAGCACCCAGCACAACAUAUGAUUACUCUGAUUCUCCUGAACCAUGUGAUCUUGGAACCCAUGCAAGCCAUUUUCUCCCAGUGCUCUACUCCUUGUUCUUCGUGGUGGGCUUCUUGGGAAAUAUGCUGGUGCUGUGGGUGAUCCUGAGAGGUGCUCAGAUGAAAAGCAUGACUGACGUGUCUCUCCUGAACUUGGCCAUAGCUGACCUCUUCCUAAUCUUCUCUCUCCCCUUCCUGGCUCACUAUGCCCGAGAUACCUGGGUUUUUGGUGGUGUCAUGUGCACUCUGGUCCUCAGUGUGUACCACAUCGGUUUUUAUGCUGGCAUUUACUUUAUUGUGCUGAUGAGCAUUGACCGAUACUUGGCAAUCGUCCAUUCUGUGUUUGCCUUGAGAAUCCGAACAAAGGCUUAUGGGAUUUUAGCUAGCAUGAUCAUCUGGAUUAUAGCUAUUGCAUCAUCAUUUCCUGAGCUACUGUAUCUUGGUGUCAAAACUUAUAGUAGGGAAAUAGUUUGCAGUGCUUAUCCACAACAGGGAAAUCACAAUGAUGUGAGAAGUGCAGCUUUCAUAAAAAUGAAUAUUUUGGGCCUGCUAAUUCCACUGAGUAUCGUGGGAUUUUGCUACUCAAUGGUGCUACGGAGGCUUCAGACCCUUCGUAAUUCCAAGAGACUGGCCGUUCGUCUUGUUGUAGCGGUCAUGGUGGUCUUCUUCUGCUGUUGGACACCAUACAACAUUGCAGCAUUCUUCAAAGCACUGGAACUAAAGCGCAUCCUGCCUCCAGGGUGUGAACUCAGCAAAAGGAUCCAGUUGAUACUGCAAGUCACUGAAGCUGUGGCAUACUCACACACCUGCCUCAAUCCAUUCCUCUACGUGUUUGUGGGUGAAAAGUUCAGGAGGCAGCUCGCCAGGCUUCUCCUCCAGACACCAUGCAACCAUGUGCAGUGUAUGAAGCUCUACAUGACCCGGGCUGCAGCCUCUGUGUAUUCACAGAAUACCACAAGUGUAGAUGAACGCUCAGCUGGUGUCUGAAUGGAGGAACAUUUUUUUUUUUACAACUCAGAAUAUGCAUAAAUGACUUUCAUUUUGUAUUUGCAUGUGUUAUAUACUGUAUCCCUGCUUUUAGGUAAAGAUGAUAAACAUGCUUUUUUAAAAUGCAUUGUACACUCUCAAAAAUGUUAGCUGUACCUAUAGCACUUUUAACAUGUACCUUUCACCUGAAAAUGCAUAUGCAGUGUUACCUUGUGUUACCCAUCCUCCUCGCACCUUGUGGCACAUAGGACCUUCACAGAGCAUCUCCACCUUUCCUGGUUGGCCACUAACACCCUCAUUUCCUCCCAUGAGCCCCAGCCUGACUUUCCUUCCUCUCUCAGCUGUACGUCUCCAUGUGGUCUUAGCUUUUCCUCUUUUCUUUUGACCUUCUGGCAAACAGCUAAUUGCAACAUUGCUAUUAUCAUCCCGAUCUUGCCUUAGGAUGUGGCCAAUCAUUUUGCAUCUGUAGCACUAUACAUCCUCACUUAGUGGCUUCAUAUUUGCUCUUUCCAGGAACUCCUUAGUACUGACGUGUUCUUGCCAUCAAAUUCGGAGGAUUCUUCUUAGACGCCUGUUAUGGAACACAUCCACUGCUUUAUUAUCUCCCUUGUUCAUUUUCCAUGUUUUGUACCCAUAGUGCAUAUAGUGUGCCUUUAAAAAAGAUGUGUAAUACACAAUUGGACUGUAAUUAAGUCUUGAUUAUACUUGCUUUUAACUAGACAUAAAUCAUAUGCAAGAUAGCUGUCACAUGGUUGUUUGAAGUGCUGUUCAUGCAUGUCCUUAAAAUUCUGUUAGGUGGUGCAAAACCAGGGUAAAUAGUGGGGUAGUGAAGCACCAUGUGGCUGACUAAACAAACUAUAAUUGUAUUUCAAAUUGCAUACUUUUGUAAUAUUCUAGACAGUUUUUGAGUACUAAUACAAACCAUAUUUCAAAAUAAAUGAUCUUUUGAAUAUGAAAAAUCACAA